Molecule: messenger RNA, 768 nt
Organism: Colletotrichum higginsianum IMI 349063
Lineage: Eukaryota; Fungi; Ascomycota; Sordariomycetes; Glomerellales; Glomerellaceae
Exons: 3
Coding region: 1-768 (255 amino acids)
Source: RefSeq, a predicted model, not a curated record
AUGGCCGGCCUUCAACCCGGGGCUGGCACCCCUCUCAGCGCCUCUAGCAGCGCGCCUCUCUUGGGUCGAACGGGGGCUGGGACGGGGACACCAAACACACUCAGCGGAGCGACGGGAGCACAGUCCGAGACGGGCGGCACCAACCGGCUCAUUACUGCCAUUAUCAUCAUCAUCGUCUGCGCCGCCCGCGAGGCAAAACACGCCGACAGCCUCACCAAGACCGACGCCAUCACCACCACAACCACCCGUGCCCUUGAGCUCCGGCCGCCCUCUCACCACGUUCGUCAUCUCAUCGAUGCGCCAGCACUACCGCCCUCGGCAACUUCCCUUCCGGUGGUGCUACCCAGCUCCCCACCGGCCGUUCUGACGCCGUCACCAACGCCGUCCUUCAUCCCGCCACCGCCGCCGGUCAUACCGGAAAGCAGCUUGCCACCGACGACGCCGACGCCGACGCCAACGCCGACGCCUUUACCCGGCGGCAUCGCCUCGCCGAGCCAGGCCGAGACCUCGGGCGGCGGCAACGGCGUCAAGCUGAUGCCCGCGCUGCCCAUCGCGCUGGGCUCCGUCGGCGGCGUGCUCAUCUUUGGGCUCAUCAUCGGCAUGCUGUACCGCAAGGGCCGAUGGCCGUUCCACAGGCGGCGCCACUUUGCGGAGAUUGACGAGCUCGAGGUUGAGAGGCAGCAGGAGCUCGAGAGGCAGAACAAGAUGAAGUGGGAUCCCCGGGUCACGAGGGCGUACCGGACGCAGGACGCGGGCGUCAACUUCUGA